This is a messenger RNA of Paramuricea clavata, 819 nucleotides long. Lineage: Eukaryota; Metazoa; Cnidaria; Anthozoa; Malacalcyonacea; Plexauridae. The record is from the annotation of a GenBank genome assembly.
AUGUCUGGGAAGUCAUUUUCUGAAUCAGAAUUUGACGCUGAUUCGAAUGGUGGUAGUCUUGUCGCUAGCCGUUGCUUUGGUCUGGAGCUAUGGUUGGGUGAAAAUUUGGCGAGAAGGGUGAAAUCCCAACAAAUGUCGAGAAAGUCAUUUUCUGAAUCAGAAUUUGACGGUGAUUCGAAUGGUGGUAGUUAUGUCGCCAGGCGUUGCUUUGGUCCGGAGCUAUGGUUGGGUGAACAUUUGGCGAGAAGGGUGAAAUCCCAACAAAUGUCGAGAAAGUCAUUUCCCGAAUGAGAAUUUCACGCUGAUUCGAAUGGUGGUAGUCUUGUCGGCAGCCGUUGCUUUGGUCCGGAACUAUGGUUGGCUGAAAAAUUGGCAAGAAGGGUGAAAUCCCAAAAAAUCUCUCGGAAGUAAUUUUCUGAAUCAGAAUUUAACGCUGAUUCGAAUGGUGGUAGUCUUGUCGCUAGCCGUUGCUUUGGUCCGGAGCUCUCGUUGGGUGAAAAAUUGGCGAGUAGGGUGAAAUCCCAAAAAAUCUCUGGGAAGUCAUUUUCUGAAUCAGAAUUUGACGCUGAUUCGAAUGGUGGUAGUCUUGUCGCUAGCCGUUGCUUUGGUCCGGAGCUAUGGUUGGCUGAAAAUUUGGCGAGAAGGGUGAAAUCCCAAAAAAUGUCGAGAAAGUCAUUUUCCGAAUCAGAAUUUGACGCUGAUUCGAAUGGUGGAAGUCUUGUCGCCAGCGGUUGCUUUGGUCCGGAGCCACGGUUGGGUAAAAAUUUGGCGAGAAGGGUGAAAUCCAACAAAAUGUCGAGAAAGUCAUUUCCCGAAUGA